AUGAUAACUGGGAACGGUAUCAUAUUCCUAGGUACAGGUUCAUCAUCUUCCACGCCGAAAUUAUCUCACAUUUUCAAAAACUCCAAAAUUCUAUCGAAUAAGAAAAAAAGUUAUUUCGAAAAUUCAGAAUUGAGACAGGAAGAUUUUGAAUUUGUAAACAAAUUUGUUGAUGAUUUGGUGUCAAAGGAUAUAGAAUGCAUUGAUCAACUGAAUGACUUAUAUUUGAAAAAGAAGUACUUGGAUUGCCCCCAAUUGAAAUGUUAUACCUGCUAUGAUGCAUUAAAUAAUAAUUCAAAAAAUAAGAGAAAUAAUAUUUCUGUUUUGGUUAAAUCAAAUGAUUCUUAUGUUCUAAUUGACGUCGGAAAAACCUUUAGGGACAGUCUUUUACAGAACAGAGAUAAAAUUAACUUUUAUGAAAUCAAACUAGAAUCAGUUCUAAUAAGCCAUAGCCACACUGAUGCACUGAAUGGAAUAGAUGAUCUGAGAGAUCUGCAAGAAUAUAACAAAGUAAAAAAGGGAGAUGUUUUUUAUUACACAACGGAGGCCCCAAUUAAUGUUUAUUUGAAUGAUGUAUCGUAUGAACGUUUGCGAAAUGGUUAUGAUUAUUUGGUUAAAAAAAGGAAAGAAAAUAUUUUUUUUUCAAAAAUAGCAGCCCUUAAUCUUCAAGUUAUAAAGGAUAAAAAAUACAACAAACUGAUACUUGAAGAAAAGAACACAAAUAAAAUAAAAGAUGGCACAAUUUGUACGCUAAAAGGGGAUCAAAAGAAUACGGAAAAUAGUAAGGAGAAAAAUAAAAUAAAAGAUGAAAAGAAAAUUAAAAAAGGGUGUGGCGAAGACGAAGAGAAGAAUAUGAACCGGAAGGAAAAGGAAGAAGAGUUGGAUGGAACAUGUGUAAAUAUACACACGUAUGAUAAAAAAGAUGAACAUGGAUAUGUGUACACACAAUUUGAUAAAGAUAAACGAAUAAGAUUUAUUCCCUUUCAGCAUGGAGUUAAUUACAUAUGUAUUGGUUAUAUUAUAGGAGAGAAUAGUAAGUUGGUGUAUAUUUCAGAUUGUUCAUAUUUACCACCAAAUGUAUUAGAUUACAUAAACAAAGUAGGACCGACUGAAGUAUUAAUAAUAGAUGCACUGUAUUAUAAAGCAAAACAUUAUUCACAUUUUUCCUUGUAUGAAAGUAUAAAAAUAGCCUUACAAAUUAAACCAAAGAAAGUUUAUUUUAUUGGAAUGUCUUGUGAUAUAGAACAUAAUAUAACUAAUUUAUUUUUCAACAAGUUAUCAAAAAAAUACCCUGAUAUUUCUUUUUCCCUAGCACAUGAUGGUUUAUUCGUACCGAUCAACUUUUAA
Plasmodium gonderi is the source of this 1344-nucleotide messenger RNA. RefSeq lists its product as hypothetical. The record is from RefSeq and is a predicted model, not a curated record. NCBI's taxonomy places the organism in Eukaryota, Apicomplexa, Aconoidasida, Haemosporida, Plasmodiidae. Bases 1 to 1344 code for a protein of 447 amino acids. The transcript is spliced from 3 exons.